AUGUCAUAUUUAUAUAUUGCAAUAACAGUGUUGGCCGUUGUAGGUCUCAUUACAGUCGGAGUCUUGGGAACAUUUGCCAAAGGAUUCGUAAAGCCAGCUGGUGCACCACCCUCUUAA
Molecule: messenger RNA, 117 nt
Organism: Heterostelium album PN500
Lineage: Eukaryota; Evosea; Eumycetozoa; Acytosteliales; Acytosteliaceae
Exons: 1
Coding region: 1-117 (38 amino acids)
Source: RefSeq, a predicted model, not a curated record